AUGCCACUCAAGCGGGAUCAAGUUGAUGCAUGGGUCAAGUUCACACGCAACAUAUUACAACUGGACCAGUUACUCGGCGACAAGGCUGACUGGGACACAUACGGCCGAACGAGCGAAAACACGAGACCGCACGAAAGGAAUACUCCCGUUCUGGCGAAGCACUCAUCAACACUCGUAGGCCCUGAUGGCAAGGGUAUCCGCAUCUUAUGCCUCAUGGAGCUCAAUGUGCUUGAUGGGCACAACGCGCCAGAACACAUGAGGGUUUACAAUAACUCGGCAUAUGCUGUGACCCGGGACAUUAAUAAUAUCGUUAGCGCAUUUGUUCUCCAUGUCACGAUGGUGGAUGAGAAUAGUCCUGAGACUGCACCAUCGGGCUUCAAGCUGGACGCGCGAUGUCCUGUCAUACCGUUCAACAGUAUCGGCGGAAGCAAUAAUCCCAAUCUCACCAUGGAAAUCCCUGACAACUUGAGCUGGGUCCAGGCCGGUUCCUGUACCUUCGAGGGCAAAAUAGGAGGAGGGAGCUUUCAGAUUGUGAUGUCCGACGGCAUCCAGUUUCAGGGCACCAUUGAGAGAGGUCCCCCAUAUAGCCAGGAGAUUAAAGGAAAAGGGACAUGGACUGCGUUGAACUAUAUGAUCUAG
Rhizoctonia solani is the source of this 639-nucleotide messenger RNA. RefSeq lists its product as uncharacterized. The record is from RefSeq and is a predicted model, not a curated record. NCBI's taxonomy places the organism in Eukaryota, Fungi, Basidiomycota, Agaricomycetes, Cantharellales, Ceratobasidiaceae. The transcript is spliced from 2 exons. The coding region runs from base 1 to 639 and encodes 212 amino acids.